AUGACUCAUAUGAGAACUCAUCGCGCAAACGUUAGAAUCGGAAACUGGAUUGAAGACCUGCGCUUAGAAGAGGAUGCAAUGAAAGAGUACCUGGAGAAAAAAGAGAGUGGCGAGCUUACUGCCCAAAAAGUAGACUUCCUCAAACAGAACAUUUUGAGACCGGUGAAUCUCACGGUGUCAAACGAUGGAAAAUUGCAUUUUGGGGAUGUUGUGAUGUUAGUGAACAUGGGAGGAGAAAACAGGGAGUGCAGUGCAGUCAGCAUUAACGCUGACAUUAACAGUUUGACGAAGACUCCUUCGCCCGGCAUUCCAGCCCCAUGCGGGAUCAGUGCAGGGAGAGUUAUUCAGCCCUGCACACGCACUGCCUUCAUCAUUACCAGUGUAGAUGGCAGUCCUGAAGGAUCAACUCUGCAUUUUGAACAAAGUUUUGCCCUGAAAACAACCAGUGGCUUUGCCAGGGGACUUUACUUGACGAGUGACCUGCAAAGUUUUCAAAAGUGUGCAAAAAAGUCCCGCCUACAAGAAGUGAACUUGGAUGGUGACAGUUCUUUUCUGUCAUGGUGGAAGAUAGUGCACUUUGACCCCCAGGAGAGGCUUGAAUAUGAGGAUCAGCCAGUCCCUGCCAAUGUGAAGGUGCUGAUCAUACACUGCAAGACAAACCAGGCUCUCGCUGCUCUUGGUGAUCACGUCCUUUGGACCACAUAUGGCAAAGAGUAUGAGGUGACAUCACAUACCUUCUUGGACUCCCAUAAAGCUGAACAAGACAAGAACCAUUGGAUACUGUGCACCUCUGACCCUGCAGGAAGUGGGCUUGUACUUCUCAACCACCCACAGUCAGCAGCUAACGACAAGGAGCUCACGCAGGCAAACCCUGGCAUCUAAAUCUAACACAAUCCAUCAUCAUAACUCUGUAAUGUGUUCAAAUAGUACAUGUUGAUAACACAGCAUUAACAACACCUAAACUUUUAUUAAAUUAAGUUUGUGUUUUAUUCUGUUUGGGUCACUGAGUUUUUCUCCUUGUGCAAAGAGAGUCUAGGCUGGCCUCCAACCUGGAAUGUUAAGGUUAUAUGAUACACAUUAACUAGCCAAGCCACCAGGAGGUUCUGUGGAAAGAAGCAUUUGAUAUCUUUCUUCAAACAAAGGAGGGGUAAACUUGGGGUUCACUGUUUUACUUUGCAAGAUUUGAACAAUUUCCCAUGCAUUUGGAAUUUCCUCUGAAAGAAAUUUUAAAUGAGAUAUUGAUGAGAUCAGGGAAUGAAGAAUAGCCUUUGUCAUGAAAGGGUCAUUGAAUUUAAGAAAAAUUGAUCUAAGCAGUGCGCACCACUGAACACUGAAACACUGAAAAUGAUGAAAAGUUUAAGGCUCGUUUUAUUGUCUUCUAAUGAGGAAAGAGGUCGGAUCAUUUAUGACAUUUCAGCUGCAUGCUUCUUAUACCAUUCAUGACAAUUUAGGUAAAAUGACAGGGCACAUGAUCUUGUGUAAGGUA
This is a messenger RNA of Chelmon rostratus (copperband butterflyfish), 1486 nucleotides long. It is a transcript of the gene cfap161, whose product is annotated as cilia and flagella associated protein 161. The coding region runs from base 1 to 882 and encodes 293 amino acids. Gene Ontology annotation, cellular component: motile cilium. NCBI's taxonomy places the organism in Eukaryota, Metazoa, Chordata, Actinopteri, Chaetodontiformes, Chaetodontidae. The transcript is spliced from 8 exons. The record is from RefSeq and is a predicted model, not a curated record. Gene Ontology annotation, biological process: cilium assembly.